Molecule: messenger RNA, 696 nt
Organism: Parnassius apollo (apollo)
Lineage: Eukaryota; Metazoa; Arthropoda; Insecta; Lepidoptera; Papilionidae
Source: the annotation of a GenBank genome assembly
AUGAGCAUCUUUCAUGUGCAACAACUGGACAUCGUCAAGUGUGUGUCAACUGUGGACGUUCAGUAUUGCGUGCCAGGUCUCAUUUAUUGCAUACUGGCACUGAACGAGAAAGAAGGAUUUAUACAGUCAUUUGUGAAUGGCUUUUGCCUCGUACUUUGCUGGGUGAGAGCUUGUAGAAACGCCGAUCAUUUUGUAUCUGCACCUUCUGGAUCCUCAACAUCAGUAUAUGAAACAAGUGAACAAGAGGAAUUGACGUUUCAGUCUACUUCACAAGCUACUUUGCAGUCUACUUCACAGGAUACUUUGCAGUCUACUUCACAGGAUACUUUGCAGUCUACUUCACAGGCUACUUUGCAGUCUACUUCACAGGCUACUUUGCAGUCUACUUCACAGAAUACCUUGCAGUCUACUUCACAGGAUACUUUGCAGUCCACUUCACAGGCUACUUCAGAAGCUACACCCAGGCUGAGUGAAACUAUAGUGUUACCUGACUAUUCUGCCGUGAACUCUGAAAAUAAAGUAGACAAAUUAUUAGAUUCCAAAGUCGUAAGUUCCGAAGGCGAAGGUUCCGAAGGCGUAGGUUCCGUAGGCGUUGAUUCCGGUGUUGGCGUUGGUGUAGUCAUCGGAACCGGUGCAUACACCGACCUUGAAUUAGUAGACGACGCCGACGUUGUUCCACUCAUUGGAGAUGUGUAA